Messenger RNA from Ostrea edulis (European flat oyster), 984 nucleotides. Its product is annotated as periostin-like. Bases 49 to 966 code for a protein of 305 amino acids. Gene Ontology annotation, biological process: cell adhesion; extracellular matrix organization. NCBI's taxonomy places the organism in Eukaryota, Metazoa, Mollusca, Bivalvia, Ostreida, Ostreidae. The transcript has 6 exons. Gene Ontology annotation, cellular component: extracellular matrix. Gene Ontology annotation, molecular function: cell adhesion molecule binding. The record is from RefSeq and is a predicted model, not a curated record.
GACAGAUCACACUUGUCCUAGUUCAACAUUAAUCACGUGGUUGUUAGCAUGUUACGUAGAGCCUGCUUUAUUUUCGUGUUGGUGAUUUUGUCCUCUGAAUGUGAAGCUAGGGGUCCUCAGUGGGACAUCUACGAUCUUCUUGAUGCUCUCGGAUUAAAAAGUUUCAGUGGAUUACUGGAGUCCACGGGGUAUAUGUACAAACUGUCAGAUAAUGCCUCAGGCCCAUUCACCGUGUUUGCCCCAAGCGAGGAAGCCUUCAGCAACCUUCCCCCCUCAGUGGUGAAGAAACUCCAACAUGACGGAAACUGGGAUCUCCUGCAUGACCUCACUUCCUUCCACAUCACCCGUGGAAACUUCUCAUAUUUCAACUGGACUAACAAUAUGAUAAUCCCAACCUCUCUAGAGGGAUCCUCGCUACGACUGAACAUCUACAAUAACAAGUCCGGGGAGCCUUCUGUAAUGUCAGCAUGUGGGGCUACCCUGAUAAAGGGUGACCAAGUAGCUACAAAUGGCAUCGUCCAAAUCAUAGACCGCGUCCUGUACAGGUAUCCGGGCGACUCUCUACCGAAUUACAUACAGCAAAACAGUAAACUGAGGACGUUGGCGAUGCUGAUGCAGAUUGACGGGUAUCAGGACAAACUAAACGGACAGAAUAUUACCUUUUUUGCUCCCUCUGAUUCUGCUUUUAACGAAACGGGGAGGAACCUCACAGACAUUUUCUCAAAUACUACAUUGAUUGAAGAAAUAUUCAGAAACCACACAGUGAGCAAUACCUUCUACACAAACGGCCUGCAAAUUCUAGACGGAGGAUUCGUCAUCAACAAUUCCGGAGCAAAGAUCAGUAUCAAAGUUGAUGAAGACAUCUACCUGAAUGGAGUUAAGAUUUCUGAGGAAGACAUACCGCUGAGUAAUGGUGUUCUACAUAUUGUAAAUAGAAUGUUGUUUCCUCUUCAUAACCAGGAAUAAAAUAAACUGAUAAUUCGU